Messenger RNA from Penicillium riverlandense, 834 nucleotides. RefSeq lists its product as uncharacterized. NCBI's taxonomy places the organism in Eukaryota, Fungi, Ascomycota, Eurotiomycetes, Eurotiales, Aspergillaceae. Bases 1 to 834 code for a protein of 277 amino acids. The transcript has a single exon. The record is from RefSeq and is a predicted model, not a curated record.
AUGGUCCACAUGGUCAUCCUUUCGAUCUUACACAGAACUCAUGUAUUUAUGCGGCAACAGAUGGAAACUCAAAUGCAAACGCUUCUGAACUACCUCUCUAUCGCCCUCCCGACAAUACCAACUCAAGGGACUACACCUGGCCCAAACACCACAAAUCCCCAGUACGAUGCGGACGAUAUUACUCACAUUGUCCCGUGGUCAGAAUUCAGUUAUUCUACUAUCAUUCUACAAUACGCAGAAUUAUUAAAUACAAAGCGGAUCAGGCCUGACCCUUUUACAUCUCCACCUGCCCCACUCAAAGAUGAAGCAACCUUCCAUCUUCGUUUCUCUGAUCUAGUUAUGAAUCGUGUUCGACGCGCCCUUCGAGCUGGGUUCGAACAGCUCUCUCCGCAGCUUGCAACACAUCGGCUCUCUGAAACUACAAUAGACGGAGGGGGUUCCGCGAGGAUAGUUGACCAGUUCAGGCCUGAUGCUGCGUUUAUCGUAGUUGGCGCUAGUCUCUCCACGGGUGUCAAUCGAGCCCCUGGGGACUUGAAGGUGUCAUGGAAGUGGAGAUCAUCAAUGCAGUUUUCGCAGAACCUGGCAGACCAACGAGAGUACAAGCAGGUUUUGGCGCAAGUGAACUUCUAUAUGGACCAGCACAACGCCCGGCAUGGGUUUAUCCUCUCAAAUCUUGAGCUUGUCGCAAUCAAACGGCUGGAUAGAGAUGGCCGCUUAGCCGUCGCUACACCUGUCCUGUGGGCCAGUGGAGGUGCUGGACGCCUCUCGGUUUUAUUAGGAUUAUGGUAUCUCGGAAUGCUAGCGGCAGAAGACAAUCACUGGGCUCUGGACUAG